AUGAAACGACCGAGGGGACGUGGGUUACGAGCGUGUGACGCUCAACUAUCAUGGGAGAAACAGCACGAUCGCUCUCAGAGUCCGCAGUGCGCUGACAUUGCUAUCAAUUUUUACUCAGGCUGCAUCACUUGCAAGGCAAAACGACUGAAAUGUGACGAGUCAAAGCCGACCUGCCUUCAAUGCAAGAAGCGGAAGGUGGAGUGUGGAGGGUACAAAAAAGAUUUCAAGUGGCGUCCUUUCGAAGAAACCAAUAUAGGCAGCAAAAGUACCUCGACGAAGGGCAAGAAAGCUACCGCAUCUCCACCUGGUCGGAAGUCCAGUCAUGAUCUGUCCACAUCUCCUAGCUCACAGUCUACAGAAUCCUGGUCGAGGACUCAACGUAAUGUUUUGCCUCUAUCUUCACCAAGGAGAGGAAGGUCUGCGCUCACUCUUGGCUCACCAGAAGAGGAUGAGGCGUCUUCCAACCGUGGAGAGCCAGCUCCAUUACAGCCACAUCAUCUCUUCGUCCCUGCAGAUGAGCUUAUAGGCUCACUGGAUAUAGAAAGUCUCGAUGAAGGAAUUCUUACGCCUUCGAUAACAGAUAUUCCGCCUUUGGACAUUUCCACAUGCCUCUCCGAUGUAUCUAUGUCUAUAGCGGGCACACAACCGAGUAGUACCCGACAUAGUGGCUCUCAUCACCAAAGUCCGCAAAGACACCACAGCUUCAGCUUUGAGGCCUUGAUGGAGGUUGAGGAUGAUGACAUUGAAGAAAUCAUUAGGAAAUCAGAGCAGCCUCUGAGAUCUGGUUCCUUGGGAAGCAUCGAGUGCAAUGGUCCGGCACACCCCAACAGCACAAUCAUCACGCCCGAUAUCCUUUCAGAGCCCGCUUUUAGUAUGGUCAGUCCAGAAAUGCUGGUGCUGCAAUUUGACAGGUUCACGUGUGGUAUAUUGUCUGUGAAAGACGGUGUCCAUGAGAACCCGUGGCGGACGUUGAUUUGGCCCCUAGCUAGAGAGACUCCAGCGCUGUAUCAUGCCGUCUUUUCACUGGCAGCAUUUCAUUCAACCAAGGAGCUCCCCGGCCUGAGGGUUCAUGGAAUGGAUCAUAUGCGGCAGAGCAUCACCUACAUGGUACAUGACAUACAGAAUAUGAGAGCAGAUGCAGCCUUGGCUACGAGUCUAGCCCUGGCAUUUGCGGAGACCUGGGACCAGCAUACGCGCACAUGUAUCCCGCACUUGCGGGGGGCCCAGGCUUUGGUGUCACAGGUUGUGGGAUUUGGUGUUCAAAGCGAUUUGUGCGGCAGUGACCGUGACAGGGUUCGGUUUCUGUAUAACACUUGGCUUUACAUGGAUGUGAUUUCUCGCCUGACUUCCCGGGAAGAAUCCGGGGAUCAGGAAGUAGAUACCUCUGCCUUCCAGUCGCCCAAGGAUGCAGUGCAUGAGAUCGAUCCUUUGAUGGGUUGCGCAACAACCCUUUUUCCGUUGAUUCAUCAAGUCGCACGCCUGAUCCAGCGGGUUCGCAAGACAGAGUCAAAUUCACUCUCUAUUGUCUCGCAGGCGAUAGAAUUGCAACGCCUCGUCGAGCAGUGGGAGCCACCGAGCUGCUUCGAACCCCCAGAUGACCCAACGUCGGAGGUACAGCAUAGCAUCCAGACUGCGCAUGCUUACCGCUGGGCCACACUCUUGUAUCUCCACCAGGCAGUCCCUGAGAUGCCCUCCGAACCAGCGUCAGAUUUGUCCAAGCGAGUCCUAAUGCUGCUCGCCACGGUUCCGCCCAGUUCCCGCGCGACCAUCGUUCAAAUGUUUCCUCUUUUAGCGGCUGGAUGUGAGGCGGAACAAGAGGAGGACCGCCAGUGGGUUCUUAAUCGAUGGAAGGCGAUUCAGUCACGUCUCAUGCUUGGGUCUAUUGAUCGUUGCAUCGAGAUUGUUUGUGAGGUUUGGAAUCGCCGAGAUGCCGUAUCGAGCGGCAAUCAAGUACGAGGAUCUCGCGGGCUUUCUGAACAUCCUGAUCACUUGGCUACAACGAAGCUUGCAAACGAGAGAGCAGCAUAUGUAGGUCGCGGGCCAGGGGAGCAUGGUUUCAUCAGUGAUCAUGCUAGUGAGGCGUGGAGAAGAUCGGUCAUGGCAGGGCGGGCUCCUUUCAAGGGUCCUUCCGGCAAGCCACGACGAAGCUCAGUGAUCUCUCCACUGGAGAAUAUAGAAUUCGAGAGGACUGUUCGAGGAAGCUUGCACUGGGUCAAUGUGAUGGAGGAAUGGGGCUGGGAAGGUAAGCUUUGUCUUUCGCAUCGUGUAUGA
This is a messenger RNA of Aspergillus homomorphus CBS 101889, 2271 nucleotides long. RefSeq names its product Zn(II)2Cys6 transcription factor. Bases 1 to 2271 code for a protein of 756 amino acids. The record is from RefSeq and is a predicted model, not a curated record. Gene Ontology annotation, cellular component: nucleus. NCBI's taxonomy places the organism in Eukaryota, Fungi, Ascomycota, Eurotiomycetes, Eurotiales, Aspergillaceae. Gene Ontology annotation, biological process: positive regulation of transcription by RNA polymerase II. The transcript has 2 exons. Gene Ontology annotation, molecular function: transcription cis-regulatory region binding; zinc ion binding; DNA-binding transcription factor activity, RNA polymerase II-specific.